Molecule: messenger RNA, 1045 nt
Organism: Chara braunii
Lineage: Eukaryota; Viridiplantae; Streptophyta; Charophyceae; Charales; Characeae
Source: the annotation of a GenBank genome assembly
UUUGGAAAAGUUCGAAAUGGCUGACGGUGGUUAUGGAGGUCCUAACCGCAAUUGCUACAAUUGCGGGAUGUAUGGGCAUUUCGCCCGCAGGUGUCCAUAUCCUCCGCGAAAUAAUGGAUAUGUCGGGUCUCCUCGAGCAGACGGUUAUGUACCUCCUCGUACGGGCGGGAAUGAAGUUCCAAUUCAAGGGAGACCGAUCCUUCCACCUCCUCCGCCUCAAGUACCGAAUCAAGCAGCCGCAAUUGUGGCACCUCCGGCGCCAAUCCUACAAGCCCCGCCGAUGCAGCCUCCAGCGAGUAACGCAAUCGUACCGUACCAGCCCACGUCGGCGAUUCAGUACCAACCGCCACGUGGAACAACUACGGCCAACGGAGGUAGAGGAUGGACUAAUAGACCGCGAGAGGGAAACGGCGAGGGUGAAGGGCUCAUGAUCCUGCGGGAGAUAUUGAAUGAAAGGCGGGAAGAUAGAGAAAGGAGGCGUGAAGAAGAUGAUCGGCAUGCACGUGAGGAGCAGGCCAGACUCGCGCGAGAGGAAGAAGAGCGAAGAUUGCAGCAAGAAGAAAACCGGGAAGCAGAGAGAGAGGCAAGGCUGACUCGCAUUGUUCGAGAGCAGAUGGAGGAACUCGAAGCUAAGAAGAAAGAAGACGCUUCCGGGACUAACAAGAGUAACCGUUACGGGGCAACUUGGGCAAGGUUGACCCACCAUCGAAAGAUGGUGAGAAUGCGAAAGGAGGGGAUAUCGACAGCAAGAAAAGGAAUCAAGGCACCAUGGCGGGAGGAUCAGAAAAUCCUCCGCAACAAGAGGCAGGCAGACCCAGAGUAGAAACGGCAGCUACUCCUCUUGAUGCCGGACUAAUCCGAAUGGACAUCGAUUCUUUGCGGAAGGCACAAGAGGCGCAGGUUGUGAUGUUCCGUGAGAUGUUCACCUGUUUACAGGCUAUUCGCAAGCAAGGAGCCGGGAAUGCGGCUGCGGCAGCCGCGGGUUAUCCUACACACCCAACCAUUCCUCCCACGGUGGCACCUGCUUUACAUAGUGUUCAGAAUC